Molecule: messenger RNA, 842 nt
Organism: Amoebophrya sp. A25
Lineage: Eukaryota; Dinophyceae; Syndiniales; Amoebophryaceae
Source: the annotation of a GenBank genome assembly
CCGCUAAAUUUCAGCCAAAACUUUACGUCGAUCUAAGUUUCAGUCAAAACGGUACAUAAAGUUGAAUGUCCUUAUGCUCGUUGUUGUGUCUGAUUUUUUCAGAGGCUUCUCUCUUUUCCCACUAGUUCGAUUCGUGAAACUCAGCUGGAUUGUUGUGUCUCUAAUAUAGGCCGCCUGCAAAUGUGAAAAGACAAGAGGACAGCGAUUUUCUGCUGUACAAAGUUCAGCUUGUCGAGUAUGGAUCCGCACAAUAUGGUUCACCGAGACGAGUCACCGACACGCUAACGCUGCGUGUGGAUGUGGGAAUGCCAAGGCUCUUUAGAAUUAUGGAACUACCUUGUGUGAAGGUUCUACUUGUACGUAUAAAGUACUAGAUCGUGUCAGCACCAUGGCAAACACCCAAGAAAUGGCACGACUCAGUUUGAAAUCUGUUUCAACAUUCAGAAACCUCUGUACAUUAGAAUCACUACUACACCCAUGUGCAAAGUCACUACAUUUUACAUUCAAUCAUCUCUGAAACGUGCUUCCUCUAAUACAGAGUCGAAUGUCGGAACUUAUGGAAGAAAAGUCUUGUCAGCCUGCAGAAUCGAUCUAAAUCAGUGCGUGGUAUGUUUCUGGGUGAAAUAACUCGAUUUCGUUGGGUCAAAUCUCUCUUAUAUAAAUGCAGCUCUACAGCUACUCGCUUAAGAGAGAAUGUUGACUGGCAAAGACAACUACUAUUUCCUCUCUAGUACGACCUCGGUUAAUGUACUGUAGUGCAUUUUGUCUCAUCUUCAUAGAUUAUCCCGGUUGCUAGUCCAAACGAAGCUGCGUGGAGGUGAAGGCGGAGCAGUUGUCUGUAG